Messenger RNA from Ilyonectria robusta, 1623 nucleotides. RefSeq names its product Aft1 HRA domain-containing protein. The transcript has 5 exons. The record is from RefSeq and is a predicted model, not a curated record. Gene Ontology annotation, biological process: regulation of transcription by RNA polymerase II. NCBI's taxonomy places the organism in Eukaryota, Fungi, Ascomycota, Sordariomycetes, Hypocreales, Nectriaceae. The coding region runs from base 1 to 1623 and encodes 540 amino acids. Gene Ontology annotation, molecular function: RNA polymerase II cis-regulatory region sequence-specific DNA binding; DNA-binding transcription factor activity, RNA polymerase II-specific.
AUGAGGACUUCAACAUCCGACGCCUCCUCAACUAGAGGUGAGUCAAAGCAGUCAAAGAAAUCUCCCCUCGACCAGAUGAGCCUCCAACCCCCUCCACCCCAUCCUCCCGUCUUGGUUUCUCCGCCAUGGCGCAUCAUCGUCAUCGCUUCCCGUCAUCCCCAUCCACCUAGCGUUGCCGUCUCGUCUCCAUUCCUAUGCCCGAUCGACGCAAAUGCCGAGCCGCCCGUGAAACCAGAAGCCGCGUCCACUGCCGAAGCCGCCAAACCGCUUGCGCCUCCUCCUCGGCCCGGUCAACAACAAGGUACCGACACUGCUGACUACUUCGCGGCCACGUCCUUCGGGGGCGCCCCAGAAACACUAGGAGGCACUAAGCUGCCGUCGGUCGCCGCCUUGACGUCCCCCUCGUCCCUCUUCCCCGGCCCUAAAGCAACACCAUUCAACUGGGGUGGAGUUUUGCUGCAGACUGGCCCUCUGAGCCCAGCCAUGCUUUCUGGUCCUGCCAAUGACUACUUUGGUGAUACGUAUCAUCUGCGCGGCGGUUUUCCUACGCCCAACGAAUCUUCCUUGAGGGCGGGCCUGACUCCGGGCAGCGGGUCUAUGUUCCCUGCGCCCAGUCCCAACUCCCAAGCCCUCUUUGCCCACCUUGCCAGUGGAGGGACGACGCCUAGCACCAUCGAUUUCCAUCGCACUGCUAUGAGCGUAGCUGCCAGGAGAGAGCAAACAAACGGUGUUCAGCGACAGUCCGGACAAUCCCAACAGGCUCCACCACAGCAACAGCAAUCGGUCACAUCUCAACCCCAAGGGAUCCCCAACGGCCCCGUGGUAGUCAACUCCGAGACGAAGCCCGUGUCCGGUCCCUUUGACCCUCACGCCAACGACGCCUCCAACGGCCUUUUCAUGCUUGCCCAAGGCAGGAACGAGGCCCAAUCGACGAACCAGUUUGCUGUCACUUCGGGCGCAACUAGCCAUGCACACCCAUCCCCCGUUGUGCCCCGGAAUAUGAACACCUCGUCGCAGAUGUCGAGAGCCAAUGGUGGCUCGAUCGGUUCCGUUCGCGGUGUGAGCGAAGGUAGUGUCGCCUUGGACGACAGUGACCAGGCCCGACCCAAUCCACGAGGCAAGGGCAAGAAGAACCCGCCCACCACAAAUAGUCGAAGAAAGGCCGAUAAGGCUCCCGCAAAAGCACCACCGAACAAGAAGUCCAAGGCCAAUAGCGGAGCAGUCGCUAUGGCUGAAGACAUGGAUAUAUCUGACGACGAGUCUAACAUGAAUUAUGAUGAAAACGGGUCCAAAACCAUGACGACGGAUGAGGAGAAACGCAAGAACUUCCUUGAACGAAACCGUUGGCUUGCCAACCUACAGACCAACGUGAAGAUGUUCAACACCGAGAACGAUACUCUGACUUCGCAGAUCACGCAGCUGAGAGCAGAAGUGGUCAACUUGAAGACACUUCUUCUCGCACACAAGGACUGCCCAGUUACGCAACAGCGAGAUCUCCACAGCGCCUUCAUGUCUCAGGCGGUCGAACCCUUCAACCCCCAAAUGAACCCCUAUGGCAUGGGUGCACCCAUGCCCAAUCAACCGUUCAUGGCUGGCCAGGGUGUUCAACGUCAUUUCUCAUAG